GAUCCUCCCCCUUUACGGAUUAUUCAACAAGUGACCAGACCUAUUAUGUCAUCGGAAGCAACAGGAGGUCUAACAGAGAUCUAAAGGGAGGGAUUAACUUGUUUUAAUGCACUGCAAAAAAAGAGCCCGUUGUGUGCCUACUGUUUACUUCUAGAAACAAAUGCUGUGAAAUAGCGGUGCCGAGGGAAAGCAAGCUGUGCAGAGGAUUGCAAUUUCAGCGUGAAUCUCCUGGUCCCGACACGAACUCAAAACAGAAGCAUGGACAUUCCUGGCAAAUGGAGAGUUUGACGUUAUUGUGACAAGUCACUGCCCAAGAGAAGAAGACACAUUUCCAGGGAAGGACACUGUCGGCUUUAUCUUUUUUUUUUACUAGUAUUCCUCUACACUAUCUCUUUUUUAAAAACUUUUUGUAAUAUAGACAGGAUUUUUUUUAACGCAAUUUUGGAAAUGGGGGACAAAAAUAUUAACUUAUUUGUAGAUUGUAGUUAAGACCUCAAAUAAGUUAUUAAUCUGCCGCGGAUAUAAUUAACCAGGUGUCAGAUAACAUUAUUAUAAAGCUUUGACGUUAGAAAAUAACAAUGUCGGGAUGUGGGGACAAUAUUGAUGUAACUUCAAUGAAUUUGAUAGUACAAAGAAGCAAAUACAAUAUUGCACGUUCAGUAGAAAACUAAUAAUAAUAAUAAUAAUAAUAAUAAUAAUAAUAAUAAUAAUAAUAAUAAUAAUAAUAUUACUAUAUAUAAUAAUAUUAUAUUGUAUUACUUGUAUUGUAACACUUGAAAUGUAUUUGCUUACGAUUGUAAGUCGCCCAGGAUAAGGGCGUCUGCUAAUAAAUAAAUAAUAAUAAUAAUAUCCACAGGACAUUACGGUGUUGGGUACUGAAGCCUGGGGACGGCUCAUGCAUGCUGAAUUGCAAUACCCAAGCAGUCUAGAAAGACGACAGUGGCAGUAUGGUGACGGAACGGACUCUGCUUGCCGCAAGACAGGGCGACGUGGACACCUUAAAAGUGUUGUUUGCUGAGAAGGUCCUGCACGCCGGCAUCAAGGACACGCUCGGGGCUUCCCCGGUGCACCACGCCGCGCGAGCCGGGAAGCUCACCUGUCUCCGUUACCUGGUGGAGGAUGCGGGUCUGCCCGGGAACAACCACGCCAGGAACGGAGCGAGCCCGGCGCACGACGCCGCUGCCACCGGCAACCUAGCAUGCCUUCAGUGGCUUGUCACCCAUGGAGGUUGUGGAACGGAGGACCGAGACAGCUCCGGGGCCACCGUGCUUCACCUCGCGGCUCGGUUUGGCCACCAUGAGAUCACAGACUGGCUCCUGAAGGGCGGAGAAGGGGACCCCAGGGUAGCCACGGACACAGGAGCCCUUCCUGUCCACUACGCAGCGGCCAAAGGAGACCUCCCCUCGCUACGACUGCUUCUGGGGCACAGCCCGAGUGUGGUCAAUACUCAAACAAAGAAUGGUGCCACUGCUCUUUACCUGGCUUGCCAGGAAGGUCACAUGGAGGUCGUCCAAUACCUGGUGAAGGACUGCGGGGCGGAAUCUCAGAUAAGAGCCAAUGACGGGAUGACACCACUGCAUGCCGCCGCCCAGAUGGGGCACAACACUGUCAUUGUGUGGCUGAUGAGCUUCACUGAUACCAGCCUGGCAGACCAGGAUGACGAUGGUGCCACCGCCAUGCACUUUGCUGCCAGUCGUGGCCAUGCCAAGGUCCUGAGCUGGCUCCUGCUCCACGGAGGGGAGAUAACCAGCGACCACUGGGGAGGGACGCCCCUGCACGACGCGGCCGAGAACGGGGAGCUCGAGUGUUGCCAGAUUUUAGUGGUGAACGGAGUGGACCUGGGGAUCAGAGACCACGAUGGCUUCUCAGCCGCAGACCUGGCUGAAUACAACGGACACACGCAGUGUGCCAAAUACCUGCGCAACGUGGAAAACAUGAGCGUGGAGCACCGGGUGCUGUCCCGGGACCCCUCGGCAGACCUGGAGUUCAAGCAGCCCGACUCGGGGAUGUCCUCCCCCAACACCACCAUGUCAUCCUCUGCCCAGCAGGCACGCUUCGACAUUGGCUCCCCCUCCAGCACCCUCUCCAACUACGACUCCUGCAACUCCAGCCAGUCGAGCACGGGAGAGAAGAGGAGCGGCUCUGUGGGGGCUCGAGGGCCAGGAGCUCCGGAGACUGCCAUCACAGACAUGCAGGCAUACAUGGACAUGCUGAACCCAGACCUGGGAUCAGAGGCACAGAAGAAAGGAGCCCCCACAGCCCCUCCUCCACCCUCCUUCUCUCCCCCUCCCCCUCCCUCCGUCACGCCGACCUCACUGCCCCCCCCUCCCAGCUACCCGGCACCCAGCCCCCCCGAGGACCAGCCCUCAGCGGAGAUAUACCUGCAUGUCAAGAACAACCUGCGGCAUGUGGAGAGCGGGGCUCUCAAGAAGGAGCUGAUUCUAGGAGACAGCACCCCAGAGAGAUUGAGAAGAGUCGACUCCAACAGGAAAUCCAGAAACUUCAACAAGCAGCCGAGUACUGGGGAUUACUACAAAUCACUCGGCAGCAACACGGCGGACAAACCGGCGAGCAGGGCCAUGGCACCCAACGAGAAGGGGUCUGUCGUGCUUGAAGAAGCAGCGGCGAGUGGGACCAGCCAGCAGAACGGGACCUCUGAGGUGCUGCCAGCCCCCCCACCUCCUCCCCCUCUCCCAGAGAGCAUGCCUACUCCUCCCCCUCCCCCUCCGCUGCCCACCGACACGCCCCAGGAUAACAGCGCCCAACGACGACCGUCCUCCUCUGCAGGCAAAGCACUCAGACAAAUGAAAAGUACAAAGUCGUUCAAUAUGAUGUCUCCGACGGUUGAUAACUCGGAUCUGCUGGCGGAAAUCAAAGCUGGGAGGAAUUUGAAGCCAACACCCCAGGCUAAAGGGUACACCACUGUCUACACUGGCAGCGGGCAGACUGGCCCAAACGCAGAGGUCCCUGCAUCUCCACCCCCGACCUCAACAGACCCAGUAAGCCCAAUAGCUCCUACUGCCCAGCUCUCAUCCACAGGCCCCACAGCGACCACCACCACCCCCACAGAGCCCCCUGCCACCCCCACACCUCCCCCCAGCGAUAGGCAGAGCCCCAAGUCCCUGGCAGCAGCCCUGACUACAGAGCAGCAGCCCACCCCCGUGGUGGUGAACGGGAAUGCAGAGUCCAAACCACCCAGCCAGAUGAGCCUGGCAGACAUGGAGGCCCUUGUGCCCACCCACGACGAGGGCGGCAUGCCCAUCCCUGAGUGGAAGCGGCAGGUGAUGGUGCGCAAGCUGCAGCUCAAGAUCCAGGAGGAGGACGAGAGCAGGCGAAAGGAGAAAGAAGAAGAAGCUCGCUUAGCAGCUAUGCCUGCCUGGAGGAGGGAAAUAAUGAAGAAGAAACUGGAAGACGAAAAGGAGCAAAAAAGACAAGAGGACGAGAGGACAAAGAAGGAGAAAGAUGAAGAGGAGAAGGAGCAGCUGGAAAAAAUCCGAACCCUGGGGUAUGACGAGACUAAACUGGCGCCGUGGCAACGGCAGAUCAUCCUGAAGAAAGGAGACAUAGCGAAGCAUUAGGAAAGCGCUAACAUUCUCCGCACUGAGUGAGAGAGAGACACACCUAGUACCUGUCUAGAUAAAACAUACAUACACCUGUGCUGUGCAUAGAGGGAGCCACUCACGCUGUACUGUCCCACCCAGGACUCCAUUCACCACGCUGCACACUGCAGUGGCAUCACCAGCUCUAACGAUGUGACUGCAGGGCUAAGGAAUCUGGCUCUUCUGGGUGCUUAGCAGAACUCAAAAAACACAGAUUAACCCUUCAACGACUGGCACAGAGUUUAACCUCCUCUCUCUCUCUCUCUCUCUCUCUCUCUCUCUCUCUCUCUCUCUCUCUCUCUCUCUCUCUCUAGGCUGUCAUAGGUUCGCUGUGUAAACUUUUUGGUUUCUGGUUUGGGGGGUAUUCAGUACUAAAUUCUUUUGACAUGGUGAAACGAUGACUUUAGACACAUUUUUAAUCUACCGUUAAUUAAGUAAAGUAAAUCAGAAAGGCAGCAUUUUUUUCACAGCAUUUUUUUUAAGUUUGGGUUGAAGGAAAACAUAUUGAACUCCAUACACCAGCUAAUAUUGCACUCCAGGUUAAGUUAAUUAGGGGUGUGCAGAAAGAUUGAUUGAAUACCUGCCGAUGAUUUUAAAUAUUUCUUAAAGGCAAGUACCAGUUUCUGCUCACCCCUGUAUGAAUAUCUUCUCAAAGUAACCAAGUAACGGACUGUGAGAUGCGCAGUCAUUUCACUUCUUUAUGGGAAAUCGCUGUGUUGUAAAACAAUUAAUAAAACAGACACAUGAACUUCAUUAUAUAGUAACAAGCAGGCAGAUGUCCUUGUUACCGUAUAGGCAGAAAGGACACCGGAACGAACUAGCUGUUGACCGUGCUGGGGGGUGACUGGGCUGCUGUACAGCACUUUGGUUGUAUUUCCAAUCUCCCAAUGUUUUUCAUUUACUCUUCUGAGCCUUUCUUUUUACUGCUAAGAGCAGCAGGACCAACAGGCUACUAGAUUCACUAGCACAGACCGAUUUCACCCCCCAAAGUGUGCUGAAUGUGUGUUUUCUGAAUGUUGUACAUACAGCAUGGGCCGAUCCCCUGUAUAUGUACGCUAGAUUUGCAAAUAAAGAUUAUAUAUAUAAAUAUUUAAGAAUAAUUCAUGGAAUAAAGAUGUUUCCUUGUUGGGUAAACAUUCAGGAACAUUAAAUUCAUUGGAUGCCAUAUUGAUGUUGAAGCAAAAAAGAUAUCUAUUAAAGCAGAGUUAUAUAACAUCAUUGCCAUUAGCAGAUUUUCUAUAUAUCUAUAUAUAUAUAUAUAAGAGAGAGACUCGUAUGCUAAAAUCCUGUAUAAUGUUUCUUUCUGUCUUUGUCUCUUAUCUUCUGCAGCCUUGCUUAUGUAGCAUCUUGGUAUAUUUGUGUAAAAUAAACCCAAGAAAAAGGCAUUUUCUGGCUCUGUCACUUGGGAUUAAAUAAAUCUUUAAUCAUG
Acipenser ruthenus (sterlet) is the source of this 5028-nucleotide messenger RNA. Its product is annotated as espin. Gene Ontology annotation, molecular function: actin filament binding. The transcript is spliced from 15 exons. Gene Ontology annotation, biological process: actin filament bundle assembly. Gene Ontology annotation, cellular component: cytoplasm. The record is from RefSeq and is a predicted model, not a curated record. NCBI's taxonomy places the organism in Eukaryota, Metazoa, Chordata, Actinopteri, Acipenseriformes, Acipenseridae. Bases 948 to 3578 code for a protein of 876 amino acids.